Molecule: messenger RNA, 633 nt
Organism: Owenia fusiformis
Lineage: Eukaryota; Metazoa; Annelida; Polychaeta; Sabellida; Oweniidae
Source: the annotation of a GenBank genome assembly
GGGCGAGCAGUCCAUAGCCAUGCUGGUCAGGGGAGUAUCUAUAUAAUCUUAGAGGAUGAAAACAUUCCAAGCAUUUCUCCGCCGAGACCAAGAAGGGAGACACCUUCAACACCUACAGCUACAACUGUGUCAACAAGACCUAUUUCUUCAACACCUUCAGCUACACCUGUGUCAACAAGACCUAUUUCCCAACAAGCUGCAUCAAGACGACAACAUAUUCCUACCCAAGCUGCAUCAAUGCGUUCAGGCAGACAUAAUGCAGAUAUGCCAGUUUAUACCCACCGGGAUAUUUACCAUGCAGCGGGAGUUGAACUUGCAGAGGAAGAGAAUUCAUCCCUUCAUCCUCGUGAUCUGUAUGACCACCUGAAUCCAACAGAAUCACUGAUCAUUGAGAGGUCAGCUGAUGAUUCUGGCGAGGUGUUUCUUGAAGGCCCUCCUCUUCAUGAAAUUCUGGCAAGAUUGGUUGAGGGGGAGAUGGAGCAUGACAGACCAGAAAAAAUUGAUAUAAAAACAAGGAGGUACCACACUGUUGAGGAUACCACCUGGAGGUUUCUUCUUCUUGACCAUGAUGAAUACAAGAGGCAACUCAUAGUGAGAUUCUUGCACGAGGUAGCGAUAGACACUGGUGGCCCA